Molecule: messenger RNA, 812 nt
Organism: Nicotiana attenuata
Lineage: Eukaryota; Viridiplantae; Streptophyta; Magnoliopsida; Solanales; Solanaceae
Product: chromatin modification-related protein MEAF6
Exons: 6
Coding region: 144-578 (144 amino acids)
Cellular component (GO): histone acetyltransferase complex
Source: RefSeq, a predicted model, not a curated record
CACCCGGGACGACCGAAACGUCAACGUCGAAGAAAAGAGACUCCUUUUUGUCCAAGAUCGGAGGAGUGUUCAGAAGGUGCCAGCGCUGCUACGAGAAACCUAUAUAUAAACAGUUUCUUGAUCUCCCUCAAAAUUUCAUUUCAAUGGAAGCCGAAGGGCAACGAACAUCCUCCAAUCCAUCGGCAGUGCUCGCUGCUCUUUUGUCCAAAAGAGCCAAACUUCAUGAAGAUCUCCGAAACCUCGAAAAACAGGUUUACGACAUGGAGACUAUUUACCUACAGGAUCCUAGCCAAUGUGGAAAUGUACUCAAAGGUUUUGAAGGGUUUUUAUCUUCGUCCAAAAGCACUAGCUUCUUGAAACGAUCCAGGAAGUUUCAACCUGAAGAUCGACUCUUUUCUUUAUCGUCUGUCACUUCACCCGCAGCUGAGGAACAAGCUCUUGGUCGGGAUGUUGGAGGGAUAUCUGCCAAUGGACUAGGUAGACCAAGGAAGGGAAGGGGAGGUCCAAGAGAUGCAAAGAGAAUGAGACAUUCAAGUGAACCAGACUACGAUUAUGAAGAUGAUCCGGAUCUGAUGUAAGUUGGACUCUGGUUAAGAAAGAAGUAGGUUGAUCAAUUUGGAACAAUGACAUUGGUCAAUUUGACAUGUACAAAUAUAUUUGGCUGACUUCAAUUGUAGUUCUUUUGUAUUGAUGAGUCCCUUUGGGACAUCUGAUAAAAAAAGAUUGUAUCCUAGUGAAUAUUUUGCUCGUUCUUUUCUUUGUUGCUGAAAAAUGAGCCAACUUUCUAAUUCUUUUAUUAUUAGCCUGCCAAA